UGUAAAGGCUAAAAGCAAGUUUCACGAUACUUGAUCAAGAUGCCAGACUUAAAAGUAGAAGGAGUUGAAAGUUCGGUGAUUUUCGAAAUGAUAGCCACAGAAUUCGAAAAAAUGCCAGAAGCAGAAAAGAAGGCUCAAAUGAAGAAAGUGAAUGGUAUAUUUCAAUUGAAUGUCAAAGGUAGUUCUGGUAAAGAAGGACAAUGGACGAUUGACUUCAAAAAGGAAGGAAAAGUCUACAAAGGACCAGCCAAGCCUAAGGCAGAUGUGAUUAUCAAUAUGGAAGACAAGGUGUUCAAAGAUCUCGCAGAUGGUAAACUGAAUGGACAAAAAGCUUUUAUGAGUGGUAAACUCAAGGUGAAAGGCAACAUGAUGCUUGCUACAAAACUCGAUGUACUUCUCAAAGGUGCUAAAGCGAAACUCUGAAGAUCCAAAGGCUCAGAGUUGCUUAGGGUACCAAGCGGAACACGAUUUAGUAAUUCGUCAGUGCUUUAGAUGGUCAUGACAAAGAUUUUUAUACCUUUAGUUCACCAUGAAACAAUCAUAAUUAUUUCAAUUUAUUAGGCGAUAUAUGCUGCGAUACAGAUGAUGUUGGCCCUAUAAGACUUUUACAUCACUAUGUUCGAGACCUGUUCAUCAUUAGUCUUUUUGACAUAAGUUUCUAUUUUGCUUUUCUCUUUGUCUGAGUCAAGAUAUGAGGUGCUUGGGUUAGACAAGAAUUUAAUUCAAGUC
Molecule: messenger RNA, 729 nt
Organism: Melampsora larici-populina 98AG31
Lineage: Eukaryota; Fungi; Basidiomycota; Pucciniomycetes; Pucciniales; Melampsoraceae
Exons: 5
Coding region: 40-423 (127 amino acids)
Cellular component (GO): cytosol
Source: RefSeq, a predicted model, not a curated record